Messenger RNA from Lachancea sp. 'fantastica', 285 nucleotides. NCBI's taxonomy places the organism in Eukaryota, Fungi, Ascomycota, Saccharomycetes, Saccharomycetales, Saccharomycetaceae. The record is from the annotation of a GenBank genome assembly.
AUGAAACUGGGGAUCGGCAUUCUCACUCUACUCGAAUUGCUUCACGGAGCAGCUAUACUGGUGGAAGCAGCGGUAAGUAGCGACACAAUUGUAUCUUGCGACACGGUCAGUACAGGUGGUACUUUGGAAAGCACACCUUAUAGCUCAUCUACCGCUUCGAUAUUGGCCCGAGGCACACCUGCGAUCGGAGUGUAUCAUUUCUACCGCUCUGUCACCUAUGUCAGCGAUUGCAAUCCAAGCACACGGACAGCGACAGAUGUCAACCCAACCAUCACUAUAUACUAA